AUGGCUCCAGGAAUCAGCGACCCCAGGAUGGUGUCCGUCAACCCUCGCAUUCGAUAUAACACUAUAGGAGGCAUCAAUGGUCCUUUGGUUAUCCUUGACAAUGUGCGAGCGUUGGUUAAAUUCCCCCGCUAUAACGAGAUCGUAUCUCUGACACUCCCCGAUGGAUCGGAGAAGUCUGGCCAGGUUUUGGAAGCUAGAGGUGACAGGGCUGUGGUCCAGGUUUUUGAAGGCACUCACGGUAUUGAUGUUAAAAAGACCAAGGUCGAGUUCACUGGUCACAGUCUCAAACUUGGUGUCUCGGAAGACAUGCUUGGACGGAUCUUUGAUGGAUCUGGACGUGCAAUUGAUAAAGGCCCUAAGGUGUUUGCGGAGGAAUAUCUGGAUAUUAAUGGCAGUCCAAUAAACCCAUACUCUCGAGUAUAUCCAGAAGAAAUGAUCUCGACUGGUAUCUCAGCCAUCGACACGAUGAAUUCCAUUGCCCGCGGACAGAAAAUUCCUAUUUUCUCUGCUGCUGGUCUUCCACACAAUGAGAUUGCUGCACAGAUCUGCCGUCAAGCCAGUCUGGUGAGCAAGCCCACCAAAGACGUGCACGACGGACAUGAAGACAAUUUCUCCAUUGUGUUCGCCGCGAUGGGCGUGAACAUGGAAACAAGUCGUUUCUUUACCCGUGAUUUCGAGGAAAAUGGCAGUAUGGAACGUGUUACGCUAUUCCUUAACCUUGCAAAUGACCCUACGAUCGAACGAAUCAUCACUCCUCGCCUUGCUCUUACUACUGCAGAAUAUUACGCCUAUCAAUUGGAGAAACAUGUUCUUGUCAUCUUGACUGAUCUUUCUGCGUAUUGUGAUGCUCUUCGAGAGGUUUCAGCCGCCAGAGAAGAGGUACCGGGUAGACGUGGAUAUCCUGGCUACAUGUACACUGAUCUGUCAACCAUUUAUGAACGAGCUGGUCGUGUCGAGGGUCGUAAUGGCUCUAUUACGCAAAUUCCUAUCUUGACUAUGCCUAACGACGAUAUCACCCACCCAAUUCCCGAUCUAACCGGCUAUAUUACCGAAGGCCAAAUUUUCGUGGACCGCCAGCUUCACAACAAGGGUAUCUACCCCCCAAUAAAUGUAUUGCCCUCCCUUUCUCGACUCAUGAAGUCUGCCAUCGGUGAAGGCCGUACCCGCAAGGACCACGGUGAUGUAUCCAACCAACUAUACGCCAAAUAUGCUAUUGGCCGUGAUGCUGCUGCCAUGAAAGCUGUCGUCGGUGAAGAAGCACUCUCGGCCGAGGAUAAGCUCUCUCUCGAAUUCUUAGAUAAAUUCGAACGAACAUUCAUCUCCCAAUCACCUUAUGAGUCCCGCACUAUCUUCGAGUCUCUUGACUUGGCGUGGAACCUCCUCCGCAUUUAUCCCAAGGAUUUACUUAACCGUAUCCCCAGGAAAGUCAUUGAGGAGUAUUAUCAGCGCUCUGGUAAGGGACGGACAAAGGUAAAUAAAGAUGCGAGAGAUAACACAGCCCCGGAGGCGAAUUUAAUUGACGUGUAA
Molecule: messenger RNA, 1527 nt
Organism: Histoplasma mississippiense
Lineage: Eukaryota; Fungi; Ascomycota; Eurotiomycetes; Onygenales; Ajellomycetaceae
Product: vacuolar ATP synthase subunit B
Exons: 9
Coding region: 1-1527 (508 amino acids)
Biological process (GO): ATP metabolic process; proton transmembrane transport
Cellular component (GO): proton-transporting V-type ATPase, V1 domain
Molecular function (GO): proton-transporting ATPase activity, rotational mechanism; ATP binding
Source: RefSeq, a predicted model, not a curated record